Cylicostephanus goldi is the source of this 1094-nucleotide messenger RNA. NCBI's taxonomy places the organism in Eukaryota, Metazoa, Nematoda, Chromadorea, Rhabditida, Strongylidae. The record is from the annotation of a GenBank genome assembly.
GCUCAAGACUUCGUUGAGGAUCCAAUGGAUCCUUUAGAUGCAAUAAAUCUAGACGUGUGCCGUGGUGAAGCAGCUCGAAUGGAGGAGAAGAAAGGAAUCAUCGAAUUCAAAGUCAUUGGGAAUUCCCUCGAGCCUUUCCAAAGUCGCGAAACAAUGGUCCAUCUGCUUCAACUGCAAAGUCUCUUCUCAGUCCAGCUUCCGAAAAUGCCGAAAGAAUACAUCACUCGGCUUGUAUUUGAUGAUAGGCAUAGGAGCAUGGUACUCCUUAAGAAAGGCAAAGGCGUAAUUGGUGGCAUCUGCUUCAGGCCUUUUCCAACGCAAGGUUUCAUUGAGAUCGUGUUUUGCGCCAUCACAGCGAAUGAACAGGUGAAAGGCUAUGGUACUCAUUUGAUGAAUCAUUUGAAAGAUUAUCAAGUACAAUGCGGGAAUUAUCAUCUUUUGACUUUUGCUGACGAGUUUGCCAUCGGCUACUUCAGCAAACAAGGCUUUUCUGCGAAUGUCGAGAUGCCCAAAAAGCUCUAUCAAGGCUAUAUAAAGGAAUAUGAAGGAGCAACGCUCAUGGGCUGUCAGCUUCAUCCACAAAUGCGUUAUACGGAGUUUUCAUCGUACAUGAAAUCUGUUCGUGACAUACAUCAAGCCAUGGGAGAGGUAAAAUAUCCAAACAAAACAAGAAAAUACGGUGGAAUUGAGCAUAUAUUCCGAGCACAUGGUAGUAACACUUUCUCGUUAUUUUUUUCCUGGUUUUCUAAAAAAUUUCAUUCAGCUGGCGAGGGACUCAGAUUCAAGGAUAUCCCAGGUUUGGAAAAUUGUAGUGAUGAUGAGAGGCCAGAAAGGGAUGACGAGCUGGAGAGCAAAAUCAAGACGAUUUUGAAAAGACUCAAUGCCGAUAAAUGGGCCUGGCCAUUCUUAGCUCCAGUAGAUGCCGAAAUGGUUGGUUACCUAAGUAAUUUUCUUGCCUUUCAUCGAGAUCUUGUGCCUGAAUAUUACGACUACAUAGAGUAUCCAAUCGACCUGAAGACGAUGGGAGACCGUUUGAAAGCAAAAUACUAUGUUCAUGUGAGUUUGGACGGUUUCUGCUAUCGUAGAGUUUGAUA